AUGGAGGACUAUCAGGAAGCUUCUAAUUUGGAGCAGUUUGUGACUCGAUUUCUUUUGAAGGAAACACUGAACCAGCUUCAGUCCCUCCAGAGCAGCCUGGAGUGUGCCAUGGAAACCACAGAGGAGCAGACUCGGCAGGACAGACAAGGCCCAACACAACCAGAAGUGCUCUCAAUUCAAUGGCCAGGAAAACGCUCAGGUCGAAGGCUUCUGAGGAACAACAGCCUGUCACCAAAUAGCCCUCAUUUUAGCACAGGUUGGAUUGAGGAAGACAGCCAGUGGACAACCCAGAUAAACAGACUCCAAAACCUGAUUGACAGGCUGGAAAAGAAGGACCUAAAGCUUGUGCCAUUUGAAGAGGAAGUUUUGGAAGAAAAUGCAAAACCUCACAUAAUGAUUGUUCAACGUCAAAUGUCUGUGAUAGAAGAAGAAAGUGAGGCAUUCCGGCUUGCUCUGAAGCAGUACGUGGAAUCUGCUUCUACUCAGGGUGGCUGCCUGCAUGUUUCCAUACAGAAGCUUCCAAGUGAUUCCCGCUUCAUUGUUUAUGAGUUCUGGGAGAACAGCAAUGCCUGGAAUAGCCACCUUCAAAAGAAUUACAGCAAGACAUUCCAAAGAAGUAACGUGGACUUCUUGGAAACUCCAGAGAUCAUCACAACAAUGCUAGUCCCUGCAUCGUGGCGGGUUCUCAGUAACAACUAG
Messenger RNA from Phaethon lepturus (White-tailed tropicbird), 699 nucleotides. It is a transcript of the gene NECAB1, whose product is annotated as N-terminal EF-hand calcium binding protein 1. Gene Ontology annotation, biological process: regulation of amyloid precursor protein biosynthetic process. The transcript has 9 exons. Gene Ontology annotation, cellular component: cytoplasm. Lineage: Eukaryota; Metazoa; Chordata; Aves; Phaethontiformes; Phaethontidae. The record is from RefSeq and is a predicted model, not a curated record. The coding region runs from base 1 to 699 and encodes 232 amino acids.